Messenger RNA from Spodoptera exigua (beet armyworm), 797 nucleotides. The record is from the annotation of a GenBank genome assembly. Lineage: Eukaryota; Metazoa; Arthropoda; Insecta; Lepidoptera; Noctuidae.
AUUUUUAGCAAUGUUUAUCUAGUGUUUCAUGCAUUCGUAUCGAUCUAUCCUUUUCUCAGUAGUUACCAUGCAUGUGUCAAAUUGACAGUGUCAACUGUGAUGUUAUUUCUAUUCUAUAGACUGAUAAUUAGCGAAAAUUAAUUUAAAAGUAGUACUCAAAUUUUAAAAUUCAUUUGACGAUAACAAUGAGCAAAAGAAGUGGUGCUGUUGUGGCAGCAAAUCUUAAUUCAAAGAAACCAAAGCAUUGGUCUUUGGGCUUACUAGAAACUAUGAAAGAUCCCGAAAGUAUUGUGAAAAAAUCAAAACAAGUUGUUGUAAUCAAAGAUAAAUAUCCAAAGGCCAAAAUCCACUUCUUGGUGCUGCCUGAGGCCGAUAUUAAUAGUAUUUAUGCGUUAGAUAAGAGUCACAUAGGACUUUUAGAAGAAUUUGGAGAAAUAUUUGAAGAGAUUAAAAAAGAAGAAAAAGCACCUUUAAAAGCCGGUUUCCACGCUGUUCCCAGUAUGCAAAGGCUACAUAUGCAUAUCAUAAGUACAGAUAUGAUAUCACCUUGCUUAAAAACAAAGCAGCAUUGGAAUAGUUUUACUACAAAGUUUUUUAGACCUUACGCAGAUGUUUUAGAAGAAUUAAAAGAGAAGGGUUGUGUUACAAAAAUGACACCUGAAUUGAUACAAAGUUGUAAAUCAAGUGCACUACAGUGUAACCAAUGUUCAUACAAACCAAAAACAAUGCCACAACUUAAAGAACAUUUAUUAACACAUUUAGAGAAAGUGAACAAUUAAUUAAUAUUAAGCUAAUUA